This is a messenger RNA of Drosophila ananassae, 6802 nucleotides long. RefSeq names its product cAMP-specific 3',5'-cyclic phosphodiesterase (gene dnc). Gene Ontology annotation, cellular component: perinuclear region of cytoplasm; nucleus; cytosol. NCBI's taxonomy places the organism in Eukaryota, Metazoa, Arthropoda, Insecta, Diptera, Drosophilidae. Gene Ontology annotation, molecular function: 3',5'-cyclic-AMP phosphodiesterase activity. The transcript is spliced from 15 exons. The record is from RefSeq and is a predicted model, not a curated record. Bases 239 to 4060 code for a protein of 1273 amino acids. Gene Ontology annotation, biological process: signal transduction.
AAAAAAAUAUAUAAACAAAAGUAAAAAAAUAAAGUGCUUAAAUUUAUUUGUUGUUUAUUUAUAUUUUUUGAAACAAAAACAAAAACAAACAACAACCGGAAAACAUUUAUUUGCAAGCGGCGUUUUAUACACUGAGAGAAAAAGGAGAAGCUGAGCAGAACGUGGAGACAAAAGAUCUCCUUGCAGAUUUAGAAAGAAUGUCGCUUUUUAGAAGAUAGCCAGCCCGUCUCCCGUGGGAAUGAUGCGACUGGCGCGCUUCACGCAGGGCUUCUCCUUAAACAAACAUGCGGCCAAGGAAAACUUGCACAGGGCAGGAAGCCGGAGGAGCAGCUUGAGUAGUUGCACACCCUACGGCCUGGCAGCCAGUGGAGGCGUUGGAGGGGGAGGCGGCGGCGGCGGCGGCGGCGGCGGCAGUGGAAGCGGAGGCAGUUGUAGCGGAGGAGGCGUGGUCGGCUGUAUCGGAGGAGGAGGAGGAAGUAGAGGAAGGAGGUGCCAGGACGGGUCAGGUGGAAGCGACAGGGAGAGCAUCACAAGCAGCUGCAGCAGUGGCAGUGGUGGCAGUGGUGGUAAGAGGAAGAGCAAGCGAACAAAGUGGUUCGAUAGCACAGUGUUUCGGUGUUGCCUCCCUUGUCGCGGGGGCUCCGGAUCCGCAGCCCCCGCCACAAGUCCGCCCCAAACUCCCAACGCCCAGACGCCGCAGGACGGUGCUGGGGCAGGUGCUGACGUAGGUGCUGAGGACAGCGAAGCACUACCACCACUACCACUACCACCAUCCAAUCACCAGCAGAAGGAUAAUCUGUCCAAGGACUAUAUUAAAUCGGAGAAAUUAAGUCCCGAUUCAAAGGGGGAGGAAUUACUUUAUACGGAGAAGAAGCAUUCGCUGGCAGACACCAUUAAUACGUCGGUGACCACGCCCAUUUCCCUAAAGACCCUAAUCAACGACUGUGACGUGGAGGCGGAACUGCGAGCGGAAGCGGAAGUCGACCAGCAGCUAAGUGCAGCGGAUAUAGCGGUCGCAAGCUUGGCCAGCGGUCUGGUUGCUCGUCGAGCGGAACCGGAAACGCUCAGUGACGCCAGUGUCUCACCCACCGCAGUGGUGCAACACCAGCAGCAGCAACAGCAACCACUUGUCCCCACCAUCAUAACCACCACAAAUACGAACAACAAUCUGCUGAGCCAAGUGACCACACUCUACAGCAAUCCCACAAAUCCGACAGCCAAUCCAAGUCCAAAUCAGUCACAGAACCAAACACCAAACACGACUCCCAAUCCGGGCCAGAGUCAGGGCCAAAAUCAGAGCCAGAAUCAGGGACAGAAUCAGGGACAGAGGUGUGCCUGCCAGGCGCAGACUUCACCGCUGCCGCACAUCAAGGAGGAGGAGGAAUCGGAGCAGGCCAAUAGCGCCAAGUUACAGCGCCAGGAGGAGCAUCAGCUGCCGCCCAUCACCAUAGCCGGUGGCGGCUACUGUGGCAGUUGCGAGAGCAUCCAUCACAGUUCGGCCACUUCGUCCUCGCAGGGCGGGGCAGGGCCAUCGGGCGGCAGUCAACCAGGACAGGAUUACAUACCAGGCUCUGCUUCGACUCCUUCGCCAAGGAUUAAAUUAAAGUUCCGUAAACCGCACAAGUCCUGCUGGUCGCGGAUCGUCCUAGCACCAAUUGGCUCCAACUCGGCCGCCUCCACGGUCAUUGGCAGCAAUUCGAACGAAACAUUAGCUUCUUGUGGAGCGGGAAGUGGUAGUGGAAGCACCACCGGAACAGGCACCGGCACUGCCACCCAAAAUAGCAGCAGCAUCAGCGUUGCCGCUCAUCACCGCCUCAGCUCCAGCUCGGCCUCCGCCCUAGCCACCUCCCAUCCGAGUGGCUCGGCCACCCAGCUCCUGCCCUCCGGCAAGAUGCAGGCGGAGCAGGGUUCCAUCGGGGACCUCCAAAAAUAUCACAGCCGUUACCUCAAAAAUCGACGACACACUUUGGCGAAUGUUCGUUUCGAUGUAGAAAAUGGCCAAGGCGCUCGAUCACCGCUCGAGGGCGGCUCACCCAGCGCCGGUCUGGUCCUCCAGAAUUUGCCGCAGCGUCGCGAAUCAUUUCUAUAUCGAUCCGAUUCCGAUUUCGAGAUGUCGCCCAAGUCCAUGUCCCGAAACUCAAGCAUCGCUAGUGAAAGGUUUAAAGAACAGGAAGCCUCUAUACUCGUUGACCGAUCCCAUGGCGAGGAUCUCAUUGUGACGCCUUUCGCCCAAAUUUUAGCCAGCUUACGUUCAGUGCGCAACAAUUUAUUAAGUCUGACAAAUGUUCCAGCAUCAAACAAAUCCAGGCGGCCCACGCAAUCCUCGACGGCUGCCCGCACGGCUAACCCACCUGGAGUACCCCUCUCCCAGGGGGAGGAGGCCUACACCCGGCUGGCGACCGACACCAUCGAGGAGCUGGACUGGUGCCUCGACCAGCUGGAGACGAUCCAGACCCAUCGCAGUGUCUCCGACAUGGCCUCUCUUAAGUUCAAACGGAUGCUCAACAAGGAGCUGUCACACUUCAGCGAGUCCAGCAGAUCGGGAAAUCAGAUUUCCGAAUAUAUAUGUUCCACAUUUUUGGACAAACAACAAGAAUUCGACCUGCCAUCGCUGCGUGUCGAUGAAAAUCCGGAACAUGCCGCCGCCACCGCUGCCGGUGGCACUGGCGGACAGCAUCCCGCCGGAGGGGCUGCCGGCAAUCGCUGCCGCUCCCCACGCGGGCCGCCCAUGUCGCAGAUCAGCGGCGUGAAGCGACCCCUCUCGCACACCAACAGCUUCACCGGCGAACGUCUACCCACUUUCGGUGUGGAGACGCCCAAGGAGAACGAGCUGGGCACUCUGCUCGGCGAACUAGAUACGUGGGGCAUCCAGAUAUUUAGCAUCGGCGAGUUCAGUGUCAACCGCCCGCUCACCUGUGUGGCAUACACCAUUUUUCAGAGUAGAGAAUUACUGACCAGUCUUAUGAUACCACCGAAAACUUUUCUUAACUUUAUGACUACUCUGGAGGACCACUACGUCAAAGACAAUCCGUUUCACAAUUCGCUUCAUGCCGCCGACGUGACACAGAGCACCAAUGUGCUACUAAAUACACCGGCACUGGAGGGCGUUUUCACACCGCUCGAGGUGGGCGGGGCACUGUUCGCCGCUUGUAUACACGAUGUUGAUCAUCCCGGCUUAACCAAUCAAUUUUUGGUUAAUUCAAGUUCCGAACUAGCAUUAAUGUACAAUGACGAAUCUGUUUUGGAAAAUCAUCAUUUAGCUGUUGCCUUUAAAUUAUUGCAAAAUCAAGGAUGUGAUAUAUUCUGUAAUAUGCAAAAGAAACAACGCCAAACUUUGAGGAAAAUGGUUAUUGAUAUUGUGCUGUCCACGGACAUGUCCAAGCACAUGAGUCUGCUGGCCGACCUGAAGACAAUGGUGGAAACCAAAAAGGUGGCCGGAUCUGGAGUCCUGCUGCUGGACAACUACACCGAUCGCAUACAGGUGCUUGAAAAUCUGGUGCAUUGCGCCGAUCUGAGUAAUCCCACCAAGCCGCUGCCGCUCUACAAACGUUGGGUGGCCCUCCUCAUGGAGGAGUUCUUCCUGCAGGGCGACAAGGAACGCGAAUCGGGCAUGGACAUUAGCCCGAUGUGCGAUCGACAUAAUGCCACCAUCGAGAAGUCGCAGGUGGGCUUCAUUGACUAUAUCGUCCACCCGUUGUGGGAGACCUGGGCCGAUCUUGUCCAUCCCGAUGCCCAGGAUAUACUCGACACGCUUGAAGAGAACAGAGACUACUACCAGAGCAUGAUACCGCCAUCGCCGCCGCCAUCGGGCGUUGAUGAGAAUCCCCAGGAGGACAGGAUACGCUUUCAGGUAACCCUGGAGGAGUCCGACCAGGAGAACCUCGCCGAACUGGAGGAGGGGGAUGAGAGUGUCGCCGAUAGUCGGGCCGAUGCUGCGUCGAGUACUACCACUGGCACUACUGCCACCUCGGCGCUGGCGGGCGGCGCUGCUGGCGGGGGCGUGGCUGGCGGCAAUAAGACGGGUGGCAGCCAAAACCAGCACCAGCACGGUGGAAUGUGACGGAGAGUCGUGGGAAUUUAUCGCAAAUUACAGGAAAAGGCACACAACUUUUUCCUACUACGUUAGUGACUACUAUUAACACACCACACCACAUUACACACCACAUCGCAUCACCAUCAUCUCACAAAACAUCAACAAACAAACACUAAACAAGCAAAAAAAACAACAAAAAACCAAAAACCAAAAAAACUAAAAAAAAAAAAACAAGGAAAAACUCUUCGGAAAAAAUGACAAAAAAAAAAAACCAAAACCAAAAAGCAAAAAAAACUAAGAAAAUAUUUAAAAACAAGUGUUUAAAAAGCAUACAAACUCCAAACAGCAAUAGCGAAGUACCGUUUAACUUACAAAGCAUAGUAAAAAGCAUAAAAAAAACGCAAAAAGCAAAAAAAAAAAAGGGGAAUUUAGAAAUCUACUUAAUGGAAAUAUGAGAUUGAUGUUGAAUACACUUAAACAAAAAGCAAAGCAAAAGCAAAAGCAAAAUGCAGAAUACAGAAUACAGAUAAAGAAGCAGAAGCAGAUGCAGAGGCAGAAGCAGAAGCUUAUAAGGUAAUUCUUUCAAAUAUUCUUACAAUUUGAUGAAAAAACAAAAAGAAAAUCUAAAAGUAAGAAGAAUUUACCAAAAAAAGAAACACUAAACAACUCCCCCAUAAACUAGAAAAAAUGACGAUUUUUGUUGCAACUUUGUAGGAAAAUGAUUUUAUAUUUUGUUUUGUUUUUUUUUUAGAGAGAAAUCUUGAGUUAACUUUGCACAAAGUAAGAAAUAAUAUUAAAUAACUAAACAAGAACUUUUAAAAUAUUGACAAACACUGAAAAGGAAAAAUAUAGAAGAGAAAGAAUUCAACAUAUUUUUUUAGCCUAAGAGAAGAGUUUUAAGUUUUAAUAUUUUGCUAACUUGAUCAGCUAUGAUUUAAAAUUUGUAAUUUUAAUUUAAAAUGUUGUUGAACACAUCACAUAUUGAAUUUUUUAUGAUUUAGACAAAGUUUAAGAAAAACUGUUGUACAAUUUAAGAAACCCAGUGAAUUAAAAGCAAAAACUAAAAACAAAAGUAAAAGUAAAUCAAGUUGAGAAGAAAAAAAAACAAAAUGGAAAUCAGAGACCCCGCCCUAACCCCAUUAGCAGUCUACAGCCAGACUGUAGUUGUAUAGUUCUAUAUAUACACAUAUAUAUAUAUAUAUAUAAAUAAUAUAAAAGAUUUUUUUUUAAAUAUUAUUUGUAAAUAAUUUAAAUGUUGGACUCGAAUUUAAAUCAAGCAGCUAGCACAAGUAGCUGCAGCUAAACAAAAACAAAAAACUAAAACAAAGCCAAAAAAACAGGAGAGACGAGAAGAAAUUAGAGAAAAUUAAGCAAGCGGAAGGAAGGAAGAUAAUUUUUUUUAAAAUUAAAUGAAAAAAGAAAAAUUUCAAUUUCGAUUUCGAUUUCGAUUUGAAUUGCAAUUUGAUUUGCUUCCAAUGAAAAGUUAAAAAAAAACAGAAAGAAAGAAAUUUAAGGAAAGGAUAAAAUAAAUAAAAAACGCUGUCUUCGCAAAUAUUUUUCGCUAUACAUAUUACUUAUAUCAUUAUUUACUUAGUGACUAAGCUGAACAAAAACUUUAAAGAAAAAGCAGAAAGAAAAAGCAAAAAGCAAAAGCAAACAUGCAAAAGCAAAAAACGAAAUGAGACAAGAUACAAGACACAGACAAGAAAGAGAAAGAGCAUAUAUAUAUAUAUAUAUAUAUAAUAUAUAUGAAGAAUUUAGUGAAGAACUUUACUUGCAAAAACACACACAAUUUACAAAAACAAACAAAAGACUCUUCAAACAAAAAACAAAGUAAAAACAAACAAAAGCACAAGCAAUUUUUAGUUUUCCAAAACGAAAAACCAAAAGCAAAAAACCAAAAAACCAAAAACUAAAACUGAAAGGCAAACACACAAAAUAAGUUUUAAAGAAAAACGAAAAAGUCAUUGGCUAUAUAAUACAAAUUAUUUAUACCUAAACUAAAACCGACCGAUAUAGAACUAUAUAUAUGCUAUAUAUGUAUAGGGAUAUAGAGAAAGUCGCUAUAAAAUAUAUAUAUAUAUGCAUAUGAAAAGUCAAGAUCCCGGCGCUGGUGCGUGGAUCAAAAAUAUAUUUCAAAAGUGGCAGGCCAAAUUCUAAAAGCGCAUAAAUAUAUAUAUCUAUUGUUUAUUAUUAUUAUGUUUUAAUUGUUAUUAAUUUAUUGUGCCCUAAUUAUGUUUAUUCACCGUUUUUUUCACACACACACACACCCACACACCCCUACACCCACACAAAGAAAAACAAACACACACACACAGAACCUAGUGCUAUAUAUUUCAUUUUUGUGUUUUGAGCGGGCAGGAUCCGCGCCUAAAAUAGUUAUUAUUAUUAUCUAUUAUCUAUUAUGUUUUUUUUUUUAAAUUAAAACUAUAACUAUUACAUAAACAUGUGAGUGAAGAGAUGUAUUGAAAUGAAAGGAGAAAUAUGGAACCUUGAUGGUCUAAAAAUAUCAUUAAACACUAAAGGCACUGCAUGUCCUCGAGGGCAUCGCAGAAAAGUUAAAUUUGUUGAAGACGAAAAAAAAACACAAACAAGUUGAAGUUUAAAAACAAAUAAGAAAGGAAGGAAGAAUUAAAUUAAUAUUAAAAGAAAAAAAAACAAGAUACUUUAUAGCAAUUUAAGCAGCAUUGUAAAUGUGCGCUUCAGAUUUACAUUUUUUUUUUUUGUCAAAAAACUUAAUCAACCUUCAGCAAAAAUACAAGAUAUAUA